AUGGAAAGGAUCAAGCAGCUCAUCAAGGACGUCGUCAAUGACAGCCUCGCGGUGCGCCGUAUCGACGACCCGGUGAGCGAAAACGACCACAAGAUCCACGAUGAUGCGCAUGUGUCGACGUGGAAGACGAUGAGCCGUUACUGGGAGAACUGUUCACCCUUUGCGCUCAACCUCUGUGGCGCGGUGAUGCGGCAGGGCGUUUUUGUGGACAAGCUGGUGCACCUGGACUGGCUUCACAGUCCCGAGAUGCAGUCAAUAACGAAGGCGCUAAUUGAAAAGUACAGGCGCUUCCUGGCCAUCAUGGAAAGAAACCCAGGCAUAAUGGUGGUGCCGACGCUCGACGUCGACCUCGCCUGGCACACACACACCAGCUGCGGCCGCAGUCCCAGUGCACCUGCUGGGUACUGUGAGGGUCGGUCGUUAAGGCCCAAAUGCACAGACUUCCUCGGGUCGUUCCGCGGGUCCGGUGCCGCGAAGCUAUGCCCUGGGGACAGCUCGGCGCACAUUUCGGCGCACAGCGCCGUGCGCCUCACCAACAUCAUCUUCAAGACCACGAACGCGGCGCGGCGCAUCCGACACCUGCAGAAGCGCGAAGAGGAGUUCCAAAAGGCGCGGAAGCGCGGGGCCAAGGAGGGCCACCAGCUGCCGUCCAAAGACGAGUACUGUUCCAGCUGGGGUUACCAGUACCAUGUGCAUGGGCCGUGGAUGCCUCCUAAUCGGUACACGGAUGGCAUGUACUGUAGUGGCGAUCCAUGCAGCGUCGCUGCCGGCGCGAACUGUGUGACCAACACGUGCGGUUCCGGCGUCGCGGCCGGGGCUUGCGGAUUAGGCGGAGGAGGCUGCGUCGGUGGAGGCGGAGAUGCUGCCGGCGGCGGCGGAGGAGGUUAUGCCGGCGGCGGCGGAGGAGGUUGUGCCGGCGGCGGAGAUUAG
This is a messenger RNA of Cordyceps fumosorosea ARSEF 2679, 930 nucleotides long. RefSeq lists its product as hypothetical. Lineage: Eukaryota; Fungi; Ascomycota; Sordariomycetes; Hypocreales; Cordycipitaceae. Bases 1 to 930 code for a protein of 309 amino acids. The transcript has 4 exons. The record is from RefSeq and is a predicted model, not a curated record.